Messenger RNA from Bipolaris zeicola 26-R-13, 2646 nucleotides. RefSeq lists its product as uncharacterized. Lineage: Eukaryota; Fungi; Ascomycota; Dothideomycetes; Pleosporales; Pleosporaceae. Gene Ontology annotation, biological process: regulatory ncRNA-mediated gene silencing; mRNA catabolic process. The record is from RefSeq and is a predicted model, not a curated record. The transcript has a single exon. The coding region runs from base 1 to 2646 and encodes 881 amino acids. Gene Ontology annotation, molecular function: nuclease activity; RNA binding. Gene Ontology annotation, cellular component: nucleus; RISC complex; cytosol.
AUGAGCAACCUUUUCGAGGCAAAGGUCAAGAGCGUACUUUCCGGCGAUACCGUCGUCCUCCACAACAUCAAGGACCCAAAAGCAGAGCGCAUACUCAGCCUAGCCUUUGUAACAGCGCCGCGAUUGAGACGAGAGGGAGAUGAGCCCUUCGCCUUCGAGUCACGCGACUAUCUCCGCCGCCUGCUGGUAGGCAAGGUCGUCCGAUUCCAAGUCCUGUACAAAAUACCCACAGGCGCGAACCGCGAAUAUGGCCUCAUUGUCACACCCAACAAGGAGAUACUACCCCAACAAGCCGUCGCCGCAGGCUGGGUGAAGCUGCGAGACGACGCUGGCCGCAAAGAAGACUCGGACGAAGCGGCCAAUCUGAUUGAGAGACUCCAAGUAGACGAGGCACGCGCCAGGGCAGACUCAAAGGGAAUCUGGGCCGAGACGGGUGGCAGGAUCAACGUGGCUUUAGAGCUGAGCGAUCCCCACAAGUUUGUUGAGCAGAACAAGGGCAAGGACAUUGACUCGAUUGUCGAAAAGGUCCUUUCCGGCGACCGUCUCAUCGUGCGCCUCCUUCUUUCGCCCACCGAGCAUGUGCAAACCAUGGUCCUCCUCGCUGGUAUCCGCGCGCCAGCAACACAACGAACGAACCCCUCGGACGGAAAGGUGCAACCGGCUGAGCCAUUUGGUGACGAGGCACAACAAUUUGUUGAGGCAAGGAUGCUCCAGCGCGGUGUGCUCGUUCAGGUACUCGGUACUACACCCAAUGGCCAGCUCGUUGCAGAUGUCAAGCACCCGACCCAGGGCAGCAUCACACCUUUCCUCCUCAAGAACGGUCUCGCAAAGUGCACCGACCACCACACGACCCUUUUGGGCCAGCAAAUGGGUAUACUGAGGGGAGCUGAGAAGCAGGCAAAAGAAGGUCGAUUGGGCGUGUACAAGGAACACGUUGCGCCCAAGGUCACCCGGGCAGGCGAGCAAGAAGCCACCGUCAGCCGAAUCCAGAGCGCAGACACGCUUUUCCUGCGGAACAAGGCCGGUGCAGAGAAGCGCAUCAACCUCAGCAGCGUCCGUCAACCAAAGCCUACUGAUCCUAAGCAAUCGCCAUGGGUGGCCGAGGCAAAGGAGUUCCUGCGCAAGAAGCUUAUUGGAAAGCAUGUCAAAUUCCACGUUGAUGGAAAGCGGCCAGCCAGCGAUGGCUACGAUGAGCGAGAGAUGUGCACCGUCACCAUCCAGGGCAAGAAUGUUGGUCUGAUGCUUGUCGAGAACGGCAUGGCUUCGGUCAUCCGCCACCGACAGGACGACACGGAUAGGAGCCCCAUCUACGAUGACCUCCUACUGGCUGAGCAAGCUGCGCAAGAGGAGAAGAAGGGGCUGUGGUCGGACAAGGCGCCGUCUAUCAAACAGUACGUCGACUACUCGGAGUCGCUUGAAAAGGCCAAGCGCCAACUCACCGUACUCUCCCGGCAACGCAAGGUACCCGCAAUUGUGGACUUUGUCAAGUCUGGAUCGCGUUUCACUGUACUGGUACCACGCGAGAACGCAAAACUCACCUUUGUCCUCUCUGGUAUUCGUGCGCCUCGAUCUGCGCGUAACGAGAACGAAAAGGGGGAGCCGUUUGGCAAGGAGGCACACGAAUUCGCCAACCGACGUUGCCAGCAGCGAGACGUUGAGAUCGACGUCGAGGACUGCGACAAGGUCGGUGGUUUCAUCGGUACUCUCUACAUUAACCGUGAGAACUUUGCAAAGACGCUAGUCGAGGAGGGUCUUGCAACAGUCCAUGCCUACUCCGCGGAGAAGUCUGGAAACGCAAACGAGCUGUUUGCUGCUGAGCAGAGGGCCAAGGACGCACGCAAGGGCUUGUGGCAUGACUAUGACCCUUCACAAGAGGACGACGGCGAGGAAGUUGAAGCUGCUGAAGCUACCAACGGCGAGGCUGCUCCAUCAGCAAAGGCAGACUACCGCGAUGUCAUCAUCACACAUGUCGAAGACGAUGGCCGACUCCGACUCCAGCAAAUUGGUAGCGGUACAUCGGCCUUGACGUCGCUCAUGGACGCCUUUGGCAAGUUCCAUCUCAACCCAGCAAACAGCCAAGGCCUGUCCGACGCUCCCAAGGCUGGUGAGUUCGUCGCAGCCAAGUUCACUGCUGAUGAUCAAUGGUACCGCGCGCGUAUUCGACGCAACGACCGUGAAAACAAAAAGGCCGAGGUCGUGUACAUUGAUUAUGGUAACUCUGAGAUAAUCCCAUGGUCACGCCUCCGCCCUCUUUCACAGCCUCAGUUCUUGCCAUCAAAGCUUAAGCCACAAGCUGUCGAGGCACAGUUGGCAUACAUCCAACUCCCUGGCAACUCCGAGUACCUCCAGGAUGCGGUAUCAUUCAUCUCGCAAGAGACUGCCGACCGUGAGCUCGUUGCCAGAGUCGAGGCAACUGAGAAGGACGGCAUGCUCUGGGUCACUUUGUACAACCCUAGCCAGAGCAAAGACGGCACUGAGAGCAUCAACGCAGACAUUCUGAGUGAAGGUCUCGCCAUGGUGCCUAAGAAGCUACGACCAUUUGAGCGCAGUGGCGGAAACAUCUUGGCUGCCUUGAAGAAGAAGCAGGAUAUCGCCAAGGAGGAGCGUCGCGGCCAGUGGGAGUAUGGCGAUCUUACCGAGGACUAG